Haplochromis burtoni (Burton's mouthbrooder) is the source of this 1612-nucleotide messenger RNA. Its product is annotated as nectin-3. The transcript has 4 exons. Gene Ontology annotation, cellular component: adherens junction. Gene Ontology annotation, biological process: homophilic cell-cell adhesion; heterophilic cell-cell adhesion. The record is from RefSeq and is a predicted model, not a curated record. Bases 1 to 735 code for a protein of 244 amino acids. NCBI's taxonomy places the organism in Eukaryota, Metazoa, Chordata, Actinopteri, Cichliformes, Cichlidae.
AUGGAGUGGGUGAGAGUGACAGUGGUUCAAGGAGGUACCGCUAUUUUACCGUGCCAUGUCACUGGUACCAAUGAUGACCUGACACAGAUUACCUGGCAGAGGAGGACGAGAGAAAAACCUCACAAUGACAAUUUUCUAACUAUCUUACUCAGAGAUGGACCACAGUUUGUCAGUGAACGUGAUGAUCGAUUUAAAUAUAUCGGGAAUUUUAACAACAAUAAUGGAACUCUCCAGUUAUCCAAUGUUGCCCUGAAGGAUGAAGGCAGCUACACGUGCAUCUUCACGUUGUUUCCAAGUGGAAAUCAGAAGACAGAAAUACCUCUAAACUUGCUUGUGCCUCCUUUCACAAGUGUGAUGGACAAUCUUCCCACUUUGGGCACAGAAGAGGUUUUAUUUGCUACCUGCACGGCUGCUGGAUCGAAGCCUCCUGCAGAGGUGAGGUGGCUCACUGGUGCUUUGGGAGACAAAGUGAGGACGACAACAAACUCCACACAGUAUGACAACAGCACGACUACCACUGUCAGCUCUCUGUUUGGUGUUCCUACGAGAGAGAUUAACGGUCACCAGGUCCAGUGUGUCAUCAGUGGUGACUCCCUGUCUAUAGUUGAAAGUCUGCCCUUCACUAUACAGGUCUACUUCUCUCCCACAGAAGUGAACAUCAGAGCAAAAUCUGAGGACUCAUUUGAGUGUGUGACAGAAGCCAAUCCAAGUGCAAAUUUUACAUGGAGCAGGUAAAGUAGCUUGAAUAACAGUUUCAGCUGAAACAUUCAUUUCAUUGGUUCUUUUUGUUUGUCUCAAGUGACCUGUGCUGAGCCAUGAAAAAAAAAGAGCGGUAUAGAGUGUUUUUAUAUGGUUAACAAAGUUUGUGAGGUUUUGUUCAUAUAUAAUUUCUCAAAUUUCAUUCCCAGUAGUCCUAUCCAAACUACCAUAGCACAGUUGGAUGUUUAGUAAAGUCAGUCAUAUGUUAAAAGAAUGACUGAUGACUCAUGGUGAGACAUCGAUCAUAUGUCUAAACUUCAAAUAUUUUUACUCCUUGAGUGUUGGUCACAUUUUAGUGAAAUACGCACAUGAUUAUUAUGUAAUGGUUCCUCACUCAAACUGGGUCAUAUGUGACCAAAAGCGUAACAUACUGACAAUUUGUCACAUAGCAUAAAAUGUUAUGCUUUGGGAUGAGAACAUGUUGGUUCACAACAAUCACUACUGGUUUGGGACUCUUUUUCAGUUCUCAGUGGAUUUUAAUAGUCAUUCAUUUUUACAAUAAAGCCAAGCAGAGCCAACAGAACUUAUCACUUUGUUUCUGUACUUCAGCAUUACACAAACGGAUAAUGAUCCAGAUGAGCUACUACAUCACAGACACUCUCGUUAAGUAGAUGUUAUAAUAAAUCAUGGUUGGUUCCUCACAUAACAAUGAAUAAAACUGAAAGAAAUGUUGUAGCCUACUCAAAUGGAAAAGCCCACAUAGUAAAUAAAGUAUCAAAUUCAGUCAUUUGGAAAGAUUUCAGUGUCCCGUGACUAUUGAUGAUAAUGUUUUUGAUGGUUUUUUUUAUACAGUCCCUUCAUCCACUUGUUACUUAUUUAUUCAACAUAAACAAAAAUAUGUACACUCCUAGCU